Plasmodium inui San Antonio 1 is the source of this 10425-nucleotide messenger RNA. RefSeq lists its product as hypothetical. NCBI's taxonomy places the organism in Eukaryota, Apicomplexa, Aconoidasida, Haemosporida, Plasmodiidae. The transcript is spliced from 2 exons. Gene Ontology annotation, biological process: regulation of translation; cellular response to amino acid starvation. The record is from RefSeq and is a predicted model, not a curated record. Bases 1 to 10425 code for a protein of 3474 amino acids. Gene Ontology annotation, molecular function: protein kinase regulator activity. Gene Ontology annotation, cellular component: cytosol.
AUGCACGGCGAAAACGAGAACGAGCUGGGCAAGGAAGGUGCGAACGAGCAGGUGAAUAACAUGGAGGAGGUACACGAAUUUCUGUUCUUCCAAAAGGGGAAGGUAAAGAGGGAGCAUAUGGAACUCGUUAAGAAUAACAUCGAGGAUAUUCUGAACGGAGGUAAUGAAGAGCUGUCUGGGUUGCUUAAUUUGCUGUUCUUCACGAAGGAUGCCAAUUAUGUAAAGAACAAUUUAUGCAUUUGCCUGCACCAGUUAUCCAGAACACUGAAUGAAAUGAAUGUAGAGGAUAUGAAAAAGAAGGUUUUUAAAUAUAUAUUGAAAAAGUUAGAAUACGCGAAGUACAGCUAUUUCGAUAGAGCCCUUUUUUGUAAGAAGUUUUUAUCCUUCUGUUCAACAUAUGAAGAUAUAUCAUCAGAAUUGAGGAACGUAAAAUGCUUCCAUGACUUAUUUGUGAAUUGUUUAUCAUUCUUAGAUAGCCUAUUCUACAGUAAUGAUAAGUUGAGCAAAAGGAGUCACAAAUUUCGUAUGCUAAAGAAGGGGGCCAUCAAAAAGUUGAUGGUAAUUUUUUCCAAUAUAUGUAACAUAGAUAAGAAUGGAAGGGGUGAGGAGAAAGAAGUGGGGAAGGCCAAUCGAUUGAAGGGAGAGGAAGAGAUGGAUUACAUACUAAAUGUGUACGCUAAUGAGAAAUAUUUUUUCUAUCUAAUUGUAGAAUCAUUUGGUCUAUUUUUAUGUAAAAAUAGCGAAAAAAACCUUUUGGAUAAAAAAAAAUAUGUGGACAGAUUUACCAACAAUUUUCUUAAUCUUUUAAAUUCAAACAAAGAAAUCUUGCUAAAGAUUAAUAGAUCAUUUAAGUACAUUUUUCAAAAUGGAAAGGAUGAUAAAAUAUUCCAGAGCAUCCUCAAUCAUAUUCAUAGGUAUGAUGAAGUUGCCUUAGUCAAUGCGUCUCCUUUUUAUUACUACUGUGAAAUGUACACCAAGGAACACUUUUACACUUUAUUAGAAAUAGUCAUAAAUAUGAAGAAAAACAAAGAUGUAAAGAAUUGUAACAUUCUAUAUUUUAUCCUGUUUUAUAAAUUUCACAUAAAUAAUGAGAAUGACUCCGUUUUAAAAAUGCUAAUUGAAAGAAACCAAAAAUUAAAUAUUGUAAAAUUUGAUGAGAAGAUCAUUUUUUUAAAAACCGCCACGUAUUUACUUUCUACGAAUAAAGGCAAAGAAAUAAAGGACAUUAUUCUGGCAAACAAAAAUAUGAUAACGAACUAUCUGAAAAAGGAUUUAAAUGAAGAUGUCAAAUUGGAGUGCAUAAUAUUUUUGCGAAGUUUGGGGAGUAUUCUAAAAAAUGACAAAGAUGUGUAUAAAACGUUUUCACCACUAGUUUUAGAAAUUUUAGAAAAAUAUGGAAAGAAUAACGACAAGUUUUUGCAGUACUGCUUGUUGUUCUAUAUCGAUUUGGUGGAUUCCAUCGAGGUUAAUGAAAAACUGCUUUCCACUUUUAAGGCCCACUUAAACUUUUGCUUAACGAAGCAGAUUUUAAAAUAUAUUUACGGGAUCAACUUGUUCUUGCUUCUCUACAUGAAGAAUAAAGACGCCGCCUCUGGUGUUACCAUUAACAACCACAUUAACGAGAUUUUGGGCAAAAGUUUGUACAACCAAAGUGAGCUCUUCUAUCUGUAUGAUAUAAUUGAGUUGAAAAAAAUUCCCCCUAAUAAAUUCUUCUUUUACGUUUAUUCGCUUUUGCUGCUUUUGCACUUCCUGCUACACGAGGAAAAGAAGAUACUAUCAGAGUAUGUGAACGAGAUAGUGAAAGAUUUUCCCACUUUUAUUUACUUUGACCAGUUGGCCAAGUCGCACGUACUACCCGUGUUACUGGGGGAGAAGAACGCCGAGGAGGAAAAGAAAAAAAAGGCUCCUGCAAAUGCGCCACACGAGAGUAAAAAAGGACUGAAAAAAGAUAGCCCCCAAAAUAAGAGGGACAAUAUGCAUAUGUUGACCCUUCUCACCGUGAUGUGCAUGCUGCAAUACUUGGAAGAAAAAAAAUUCGACAAAACUGAGUACCGGAAAAAAAAUGAGAAAAAAUUCCACACCUACUUGUUGAGUUUAAAAAGGGGAGGAAUUAUUAACGAACAGAACUGUGACUACCAAAAUUACGUAGACGACUUUGACAUGCUGCUGGACAUCUUGCUCAUGCAGAAGGAGAUGUGCCAAGUGCUGCUGCACUCGUUCUAUGUGUACCUCUACCUAUAUUGGAACAGUGGCCCCCGUUUUAGAUACGAGAAUGGGUACGUUCUGAGGCGAUUUCUAUUCAUCCUUUUGUCUUAUGUGUCCAAAAUUGAGCUGGAUCCCACGGAAAGGAGCAAUUUCUACCUUCUCUUGUUGCUAUGCUUAUGCCACCCGUGCAUAUUUUACAAAAACAUGAGGAGCUCCGUAAGUAGGAGAAGAAUGAAGAGGUAUAUAUGUGGUAAAAUAUUGAGCCACGUGAACCUAGAUACGGUUAUAGCUUUUAUCGUGAAAGGCUCCGAUUACUACAACAAUGAGUUACACAAGAGUGUCUGCUUACAUUUGAUCGAGGUAUUUUACAUUUUGGAAAUUUUACCAUCGUGGAAGAAGAGGCAAUUUGCAAAAGCGCGACAGGUGGACGGAAAAAGUGUGUCCAUUUUGAAAAAUAGGGCAGAUAGCGCAAUCGUUGGAGAUACACUCGAUAGGGAGAAGAAAAAAAAAAACAAAAAGGUAAAAUUCGUAUUUGGUGAUGCGUCAAACUAUGCAAAGAACUAUUCAGCGGUUGCCAAUGCGGAUGAUGGACGGAACUUGGUAAGAUUACACGAUCCUGAAGUUAAAAGAAAGCUAACUGGUUUGACAAGCAAACUGAUCGACAUGCUAGAUGAUAGCAGCGUAGAAAAUGUGAAAGAAGACGAAAUCGAAAUUUGCAAAUGUCCGUUUAAUUCGCUGUACGUGGACAAGAAUGUGUACCAGACUACCAUCGUUGUCGAAAGCAAAAAUGUGAAGCGAAAUAAACAUCUGUUCUCUAUGUAUGAUGAAGAAACUGCGGAAAUGAUCAUGGUGGAAGAGCUGAACAUGAGCAAAAAGGCUACCGCCAGCAGUAGUACAAGCCCAUCGAAAGAUAAAAAAGGAAAUAAAAGCAAGGGGCUAACGAAGGAAGACCUAGAAAUGGAAGAAAUAAAAAAGCAAAACGAGAUAAGGAUAAAAGUACACGGAAUAGUGGAACGAAAUAAAUAUAUCCUAGAGUGUAUUAAAAAAAUGAGUUACAUUGAUGAUAUUUACGACACCAAGUAUGUAAACCUGUUUAUUAAAAAAAUUAUGGCUUUUUUAAAAAACGAUUUAACUAGCAGAUAUUCACAGGCCUAUUUGAAUAAGAUAAUUCAGAACAUGAUAAGCACAAAAUUGCUGACGUGCAGAAAUAAAGUUACGAGAUGUUUAUACAAAAUAAGUAAGUACAAAAAGGCAGACGAGUCAGCACUCAUCAUUUUCAGCUCCUUCAAUAGGAAUGAAAAGAUAUCCUACGUACUGACGUUAUUCUUAUUCCCCAUAGUAUUGCACAGUAUUAAAAUAAUAAAUGAUAAGGACGUAACUCUGAAUAUUUUGAAGACGUUGGAAAUUCUCCUCCACUCAAAAACUAAGAUUAAUGAUGAAGAUGCGCUCAAGUGUUUACAAAUUUCGUUUGAGAAGUAUCCCGAUCUGGACGUAGAAUUGGAGUCCUUCCUUGAUAACUUCAAUUCGUAUUUACUAAGUGAAAAAAAUGUAAAAGCGCUCCUCGAACUUUGCAUAACGGAGAAUAAAAAACGUAGGAACCUUAUCAUUAAAUCCUUCUACAAAUUUGUAAGAGAUGAAAAUGUUAAAGGGGACAAAAAUUCAUUAGACACCAUUUUUAACAACGAAUUUAUACACCUAUAUAUGAAUAUUUUUCAGAAUGAUUACAACGAGGAGACGCACAAGUGCUGCGAAGAAAUGAUUCGCACGUUGGCGAUUGCUCCCGUCUCAGAUCAGUACAAGCUAAUAGAUUUGCUGCAGAAAGAGUGCAGCGAUUUUCAAAAUAUGAUCUGUAAAACCAUUGUGGGGUCAACAAAUAGGAAAAAAACCAAGGAACUACUUUUGCAGCUAACAUCCAAGUAUAUAACGUUUAAGGAGUAUGGAAAAAUUGGAAUAUUGAAAACGAUUGAAGAGCUGGCCAAGGAGCAUUUUGUUAUCCUCAUCGACGAUGUAGAAUUUAUUUUAAAUUUUCUGUUAGGUUUAUGUUUAGAAGAAAAAAGCGACAUUUCGAAAAUUAAAGAGUUUGUCCUUACGUGCGGUUCCUCCGUGAUUAACUCGUAUAAUGAGUAUUUGCUUAAGAGUAAAAGAAAGGCAACCAAAAAGAAGGGGAUCAAAAAAGCUCCAAAGAGUGCAACGAAAAGAAACUCCAAGGGGAAGAACAAGUCCCCAAAUGGAAAACACCAAUUGGGCGAAUCCGAAGAGGAAAAUUAUGAUGAGGAAGAUGACGAUUUUAAGUUUUACUCCUCAGACGCCUCUGUAUCAUCCACGGAGGUUAAUAGCAGAGAAGAUUCGAAAAAUGAAAAUAAAGAGUUAGAAGAAGCCUUCCAGAGGAUUUACAAAAUUCUGAACAAAUAUCGCGACAACAAAAAGAGCAACAACAAAAGUGCCGUGGACUUGGUCGUUGUGAUGUAUUAUGGGUGGUUAGGAGCGAACUUGAAAAAGGAAUCCCUUGUGCUGUUAAACAAGCUGAUAGAACAGAUUCUGCACAAAGACACGAACAAUUUUACCCAGAUAGAGAUAAGCGGCAUAAUCCCUAAAUUUAUAGAAAAUUUAAAAAGCGAUAAGGAAGACUUCAAUGAAGAGUACGAAGAUGAGGAGCUUGAAGAGUUCGAUCAAAUGAACUCAAACAUGACAAGGUCAGUAAUUAGCAGGAUGAACAGUGCGAAUAAGAAAAAAACAGUCACAUUUUACAUCAACGGGAAGGUACACAGCUCUACUAAGGGAGCAAAGGGCGGAGCGGCCGCGGUAGCAGUAGAUGGUGACAAAAAGGGUGGAAAUGUCGCGGCAUCUGGUGAAGGAAAAGAAAGCGAAAGUGAGACGCAAGUCGGGGGAGGGAAAAAAGGAAAGAAGAAGGCCAAUGGGGACAAAGGAAACAACAAAAGUGGUAGUACUACUAGUAGUAGUAACUCCCUUAGUUGUAGUGCCCACACAGAUGGACUGAUUUACCUGGAAAGUUACGAUGUAGCCAUAUUGGUAGAAAAAAUAUUUUCCAUUAUUCAAACGCACAAAGAUUUGAAAGUCAGAAAAGGGUGCUGCCUACUCCUGGGAAGUGUUGUAAAAGCACACGGCAUGCAUAUACUGAAGAGGUUCAACAUUUUGGGCAAAAUAAACUGCAACAUAUAUUCAGAAGAUGUAAUUAAGAGGCAGAGUUUUUACCUUACCUAUGGAUAUUUAUUCAAAGUGUUGAAGAUAAAAUUCGAGCCGUAUAUUUUAAGAAACUUCAAAUUGCUGCUAGAAUGUUACAAGGAUAACGUAAACAAUAUAAAGGUCCUUGGAAUAAGUGUCAUUGAAGAAAUUUUAAAUGACUUAGGUCAGUACGGAUUGAAGAAGAUUUUACCCUUUAUAAUUUUUAGCUUAAAAAAUUCGAGCAUUAGGAAUAAAGACAUCGUGUCCUAUUUGGAUACCCUGCAUUUAAUCAUUUCUAAAUUUGACAUAAUUUGCUAUGUGGACAAUCCGACGUUGGCUAAUUUGGUGAACUUACUGUGCGAGUUGGUAUCCGAAACGAAUUCCAAAGUAAGGGAAAUAUGCAUAAGGAUCUUUAACAAAUUGGAAAAGAUGAUACAAAAUAGUGAAAUGAAGAAUAUAAGUAGGCAGCUUCUGUUAUGUAUUUACUCUCCAAAUGAUAACCAUUUGUGUGAUUUUUUGGACCUUUUUUCUUCCAUUUCGUUUCAAUACAAAAUUGAUAACAUUUCGCUCUCUCUACUGUUCCCAGUUCUUAAGAAGGGAAUAAAUAACAUCAGAUUGGAUCUGAAGAAGAAAGCUUUGCAAAUUUUAUAUUUCCUAAUUUAUCUGGUGAGCGAUCAGUCGCUGUUCUUUAUUUACUAUGAUAGUAUAUUCAAAAUUUUAAUCGUUCUUUUGAAUGAUGCGAUUCCAGAGAUAAGAUUUUUGACGGCCAAAUCGAUUGGAAACAUUUGCUACUUCUUAGAUGUGAACAAAAAGCUCUACUACAUUCAGUACAUUUUUAACAUCCUCAUUAACACCGAAUCGUCGGUAGAGAAGAGUGGCGUCUCUUUAUGCCUAUCGUCCAUCUUAGCCAAGUGCUCAGAAACCAUUGCUGAAAAUUUUAUAUGUACUGUUGUGCGUCUCAUCGAUGUGAAGAAAUACAUCGAGCUCAAGGAUAGGCAUGGGAAGAAACUAAAGCAAAGGGCGGGGAAGAUGAUUAAAAGUGGGAAGACAGCAAGGAAUAGGGGAGGAAAAAGGGACUCUGGAAAAAGCUCCAAAUCGGUUAAAAAAGGCAAAGUCGCAAUUGAAUUCUCCACUGAGGACGACGAGGAGGAUGGGGUGCAGUUCGUUGAUAGCGACAUGGAAGAAAGCGCCUAUUCAACCGGAGAAGGGGAGGAUGACGAUGAUGAGGAGGAUGACGAUGAUGAGGAGGAUGACGAUGAUGAGGAGGAUGACGAUGAGGAGGAAGACGAUGAGGAGGAAGACGAUGAUGAGGAGGAAGACGAUGAUGAGGAGGAAGAUGAAAAUGAUGAAGAGGAUGACAAGGAGGAUGAAGGCGACCGGAACGACCAGAGCAGCGGGGACGAAAUAUACACCCGAUCGGACGAAAGCGAAGACGACGAUUUUGAAGCGGACGAAAAGGGUAAGCCGUCCAAGGGGGGAAGGUACUACGAAGAGGAUGAAGAAGAAGACGAAGUAGACGAAGAGGACGAAAUGAACGAGGAGGAGGACUCGCUUACCGAAGAAGAAAGCGAUAGUGAUGAUGACGUAUUGAGCAAAAAUGCUGAAAAGAAGUCGACCUAUUUGAGUGGACUGUACUUAAUAGAAAAGAACGAAGAGAAUGAUUACAACAUCCAUAUAGAUGACGAUUUGUCAAAUUGGAACCUGAUGUAUGAUAAGAAAAUUAUGAAAAAUGAUAACUCGAAGGAGGGACUCAUUGGCUUCUUCAUAUACAUCCCGGAAUGUGCCCCGAGAUAUACGGAAAAAUUUUUAAAAAAAAUAUUGCAAAAGUUGCUACUCUGCCUUAACGACACAAGUGAGAAAAUAAGAGACAUAGCCCUGAGGUCAUGCAAAGUGCUGAUCGGCAUAUUCUCCAAGAACAACACGUCACUCAUUUUAAAGUUCAUCGAAAAUAAGAUAUAUAAUAGAUACUGGAGAAUUAGAAAGGACGCCAUACUCUUGCUCAAUGUAUUGAUUGAAAAAAAUAUAGAAAUUAAUAAGGAAGAAAAAGACAUAGAAACAUUGAACUUGUUGCACGAGAGGUUUUACUUCAUGUUAUCCCUUAUAUGCAUUAUGAGAAAUGAUAAGAAUGUAAAUGUGAGGCAGACCGCUUAUAGUAUUUACAAAAACUACGUAAAUAAGAGAAUAUUACAGGAAAUGUGGCCCAUACUGCUAAAAAAGAUCACACAGAACCUGUCCUCUAGGAGUACUUCAAAGCAGGUCAUCAGCGCGUCAGCAUUGAGUGAUUUAGUUUUCAAGACAGACUCGAGUAAUUUGGAAAGCAUAUUAGAAAAUAUGGUCAACGAGUUUAAGACGACAAAGUACACCUCCAUCAGAAAAGGAAUCUGUUUCGGAUUUUGCGAAAUUUUUUCCAAAAAUAGGUAUCACAACUUGGUUGUUACCCAUGUGCAUAACAUUAUUUACAUGAUUAAAGAAUUAGCAAAUCACAAGAACACAGGAGAUAUAAUAAAAUUACUCUCCUUGUUGCUAAAAAAUAUUGACCCAUUUGUUUUGAAGGGCAUCAUUAAGGACUUUGUCAAUGACGUUAUGAUUGCCACUCAAAAUAGGAAUAGUCUGAAAAAGUUUACUUCCAAGCAGUAUAUCAGUUUUAAGAGCAUUAAAAUUUUCCUAAAUGUGCACACCGAAUUGGUCAUUGAUCUUAUUGUGGACAGAGCAUUGCUACCUCCGUACAACACUGCGAAGAUGAAGCUCCUAUCCUACGUUUCGUAUGCCAAGUUGAGCAGUUACACCCUCCUAUUUAGGAAGCUUUUGCACAUUUUUAUCAAUUUGAUACUGCGCGGGCUGAGAGAAUUUAGGAGCCACGGCUUUGACAUGAAAAACUACGCUGCGGUUGUGUCGUACAGCAUGGACGAGAACAACCAAGGGGGAGGAAAAAAGGAAGUCGUUGCCUCUACGGAAGAGUUAAAAGUGCGGAAGUUGGACGGGGAAGAGGUGGAGGGAGAGGCCAAUGAAGAGGAGGAACAGGUGGAGGAGGAGGAGAACGACGACGUGGACCAGGACGACAUUGACGAGGCUGAAGGGGAAGGGAACAAUGGAGCCUUCCAAACGGAUAUGAAAAUACAAGACAUUAUAAUCUCCCUUAAGUGCUUCCUAAAAAAUAUAAGCGACAGAAAUGUGGACACGCUGACGGAGAUCCUCUUUGAGGGGCUGCGAAAAAAUGACAGCUCGGUGAAUUUGUCCUACGCAAGUUUGGAACAAUGGGGAGAUGACGAAAAGCGCGAAGAUGGGAAGAACAUGCAGUGCUAUAGGGCAGAGUUCAGCUGCACGCAUGAUUAUGCCAAAAUAUGCAGCGGAGCCAAAUUAGCCGAACUGAAAAAAUUCGAAAGCACCAAGAGAAGUGGAAAAGUGAGGGAAAUUAUUCUGUCCAUUUUUAAGUACAUGCUGGAUAUCAUAAACGAAAGGGACAUCUCUGCACUGAAUAACGACUCCCCAGCAGUGCACAGUUCGAAUGUGACGGAGCCGAGUAAUAGCCGUAAUAAGGAAAAUCUGCGAGGAUACAGACGGGUGCACAUACUACACUCGUAUAGAAUAAUUACGUACAUAACUAUGAUAUCAAAGUAUGCACUAAUAGAUAUCAACAAGAAGGUGCUGGAAAUCGCCUCCAUCAUAUAUGUGUACCUAAUUGAGCUGAUAAAAAUGCUGGAUAGUAACUGCGCCUACGUGGAGACCUUCCAUGAUAUUAUAAAUAAGUACAGCAGUGAUAGCAAUUUUGUUCCCGUGCCAGAUGGGAAAUACGAAAUUGUAGGGUUAAAUAUGAACAAGAAAUUGUUCGCCUCCCUGGUAGGCAUGUGCACAAAUGUAAUUUUGCUGUCCACAAAUCCGAAUGUGAAAAUCAAGGCAAUCGAAAUCGUAAGAAUGAUAUUUUUAUAUACCAAUAGGGAGGUAUCGAGUCCCCAAAUUCUGAAGGUAUCUGGAAUUUUAAUAAGAGUGUUAACAAAUAAAUAUAUUGAUCAAGCCAAAAUUUACAUUUUCUCAACGUUUGAAGUCCUAAUUAGGAAGGGCAGCAAUUUUAUCCGACCUUUGAUUCCCCAACUGCAAACGUGCAUAAUAAAAUCGCUGAGUAACGAAAAAUUGAAAAAUCAAAUUAUUCACAUUUUGAAUAUCAUUUCGGAGAAGAAACUUUCCAGGGUGGAUUUGCUGAUUAAUGAUUUGCUGAACAAUAUUAAUAUACAGACAAAUCCGCAGCAGUCUAUAACGAUUUUUAUGAUUUUGUCCAACAUUUUGAGCAGUCCAGAUGUGAACAUAAAAACCAUUUUGAACAAAAUUAUUAACUCGGUAAGGUCAAAUUUUGUGCAUAGCAAUUGGAAUAUAUCCUUUUACGCAUGCAAAAUUUAUGUGCUGUUAAUAUUUUUCCACCUGCCAAAUAAGAAGCAAUACUUGGAGUCCAUCCUUGUAGCGGAAAAAGCGACGAUCGAUUUUAGCACCUACUAUUUUGUUCUACACAUAAGUGAAAUAAAUAAUUUUUAUGACAUCCUGAAGAGGGAAAAUAUGACGGAUUCUUUUAAGCAAGUGUAUGAACAUAUGCUGAAGGACGAGAUUAGCAGUUUGCAAAAUAUUGCCUACCAGAUAUUUUAUAAUAUCUCGAAGCAUGAUGACGAGUGCGUUUCCUUUGUGUAUGGCCUGCUUCCUUAUUUUAAGCUACCCCCCAUGACAGUCAUUUCGGUUGAAAUUCACCGGUACUAUUUUAAGGCCCUGAGGAACAUCUUUAAGAAAUGCCCCGGCAUUUACAAGGAAAGCGAGACCAAGUUUUUGCUCGUCUUGGAUAACCUCCACCUGGCCCUGUCUAACACGGCUCAAGUGUUUAAAUCACUGGGAGAACGCUGCGCCAAGCACGUCCUCGAAAUAAAUGACGAAGAUCAUCAUAAAGCCAAAAUGGACUUCUUAAAAGACAACCUGGAAGGGACAAAAUAUAAUCUGCUGCUUGAACAGGUAAAUCGGCUUCUGGAGAAGAAACAUAGUAUAAAAUCGGACUCGGAGUAG